Molecule: messenger RNA, 1758 nt
Organism: Penicilliopsis zonata CBS 506.65
Lineage: Eukaryota; Fungi; Ascomycota; Eurotiomycetes; Eurotiales; Aspergillaceae
Exons: 5
Coding region: 1-1758 (585 amino acids)
Source: RefSeq, a predicted model, not a curated record
AUGUCUGAUAUGUCACUUUCCGGCUCGGACCUGUCGUCGCUGUCUUCGGCACCGCCUACCGAUGAUGAGGCAGCUGCCAUGGUCAUGGACGAGCCCGCGGGGAUCGCGAAAUACUUCAAGAAGGAAUCCGAGUCGCCGCCUGCGAAGCGAUCUCCCUCUCCGCCACAUGAAUACGUGUUAGCAGACAAUCCGAAUAUUGCAUUCAUUGUCAUGUUCCGCGCGCGUUUUCAUGAUGUGUUUCCGCGAUCGUUGCCACACUAUGGACCCCAAGACAUUGAAAAAGGUGUCGCAGAUAUUACACCUGGCGAUUAUAUCGAGAGAUUAUUAUGCGCAUUGAUUGGACUAGUUUUGAAUCGAAAGAAAGAUGUUGAGAGAAAUCACUACCAACGGCCAUUGGAAGAAGCAAUCCAAACACAUGUUUCGCAGUGGCCCAAAGUCUGGGAGGGCAAGAGCCCUCUUCAUGGCGGCAUCACAUUUGCGACCAUGUCUCCUGAAGAACGGUUAAAUUUACUUCGCGCUCUUAUUCUCUGGUCCCUUUCAUCCUCGGAUGCCGUCCAAGCCAAGAUCAAGGAAUCAUACAAGCAAACACGCCAUGAUGAUGAUUUGAACCAGCCACUCUCCGUUCAGUCUUGGGGGCGCGACAGCCUCAAGCGCCGCUACUGGCUCGUUGAGGGACAGGAUGAUACUCACUUCAGACUAUACAGAGAGAGCAAUCCGCAACUGAAGAACAUCACCUGGUGGAGCGUAGCGGGGACUAUCCCAGAGCUGAAGACCCUUGCUGACAAGCUCGAUGAAGAAAAAAAUGUCCACUCCAGGAAACUAAGCGAAAAGAUCAAUAAUGCCAUUCCUCGUUUUGAAGGAUCAGAGGAGAAACGCAAGCGCCGUGACUAUCGGAUUGCUCGAAAGGCCGCUUUCUCCCGCCCUGACCCUGGUUUCUCUCUCUAUGAAGGCCGAACCCGAGGAAAGAAGCUGAAGUAUACUUAUUCGGACGAUGAAGAUUUCUUCUCCGACGAUUUCACCGCCAGAAGAUCAACCCGCAACUCUACAAUAUCAACACCGACAGAGCCCGCGGGGCCCAAAUAUACAACCAGUGGGAGACAAGUUCGCUCGCGUGCUGGAGGCAUUUACGGCGAAGCUCUUUUGAGCGGACAACGCGGGGAGGACUCGGAGGAAGAACCGGAAAGAACGCAACGAACACGGGCUGGCAGACCAAACGGCUACAUGGCCCACGAUUCAGAAGAACCGGAGUUCGAUUCGGACGCCAGCUCUAGCGGUAACGAAUGGCAGGGAGGUGACGACGAGGAGGAAAACGAGUUCGAAGGCGACGACGAGGAAGACCUGAGUGGUGAUGAAGAGAUCGCGAAUGGCGAGACACCUCGUCUCGUUGUACAACUCAGAUACAACAAGAACAAGUUACCGAGCAGCCCCGCUGCUUCCGCUGAAGCUCCUCGCCAGAAUCUCACAGAGCUCGAGGAGACUGCCGGUAAGCCUGUGGCCUCUUCUGCGCAACCUACCACAGGCCAAGUUCCAAAAACCGCACCCGAAACAUUACAACCAGAUGCAGAAAAGAUCCCCACCCCGUUAGAAAACGGGGUUUUAUCUUCAGUUAUACACAAUCCCGGCAUGGAAGACAAACUGGCAGCACCUCAAUCAGCGGACUCGAAAGAGUCAAAAUUUGACAGCAAGGAGAAUACUAGCAUUCCGUUUGUCCCCCAGUCGCAAGCGGGCCCUGUGGAUGGACCAAAUGGUACUGAUUAG